Messenger RNA from Drosophila serrata, 1313 nucleotides. It is a transcript of the gene Fer1, whose product is annotated as 48 related 1. NCBI's taxonomy places the organism in Eukaryota, Metazoa, Arthropoda, Insecta, Diptera, Drosophilidae. The record is from RefSeq and is a predicted model, not a curated record. Gene Ontology annotation, molecular function: RNA polymerase II transcription regulatory region sequence-specific DNA binding; DNA-binding transcription factor activity, RNA polymerase II-specific; protein dimerization activity. Gene Ontology annotation, biological process: regulation of transcription by RNA polymerase II; developmental process.
GUUCGCAACGAAACGCGCUUCGAUGACAGUGUUCGCGUUACCUUUCGAUCUAUAGGGAUUAUUUGGGGUGAUAUAUACCAAGUCCUUCCAUUAGGUCGUGUGAGUGUGUGGAUAUAUAUUUAGUGCUUAGGUGGUGAUGUGCAAUUGGAACAAUUUCCCAGAAAUUGAUAGAUUAUAAUAUUUGUUGUUGGCUUUAACACUAGUCAGGGGAUUAUUUAUUGGAUAUCCCACAGUGAUUGAGAUAGAGACCAGAGUUAAAGACCGGAGACACGCGUUGCACUUGUCCGACUUUGUGUCCCCUUCUCGAUAAUAUUGUGGCACGUGCUGGUCACGCGUCGGCAAUUGGCGGAUCGGAAGUAUUAGCUUAAUCGUUAUGUACUUAACGGGCAAUUAAAUCGGCAAACAAAAAAAAGAGCAACAGAUUUCCGAGAUCGCCUGACACAAUGUUUUCCAUGGACAACUUUGACUUGGAGGCCACAAUGGCGCGACACUUCUUUGAGGGAUCGCAGGCCACCAACGCCUCCACCUCCAGUUCCGAGUACUUUUUUGGAGACGAGCACAGCUCGGAGAGCGACGACGAGGACGAUGCCUACAGCAGUGGCUUCAACAGUGACCAGGAGAACAAUGAGAAGACCAGGCGGAGCCACAAGCCGCGGCGCUUGAAGUGCGCUUCCCAAAUGGCCCAACAACGGCAGGCGGCCAAUCUCCGGGAGCGCCGUCGGAUGCAGAGCAUCAACGAAGCCUUUGAAGGCCUCCGCACCCAUAUUCCCACGCUGCCCUACGAGAAGCGAUUGAGUAAGGUCGAUACCCUCAAAUUGGCCAUUAGCUACAUAACCUUCCUCAGCGAGAUGGUAAAGAAGGACAAGAAUGGCAACGAGCCCGGUUUGAGCUUGCAGCGCAAUUACCAAAAGGAGCCGCCCAAGAAAAUCAUCCUCAAGGAUCGCACUGGCGGCGUGGCACACUCGUUGUCCUGGUAUCGCAAGGGCGAUCGCUAUCCGGGCAGCAAGCUCUACGCCCGCACCUGGACUCCGGAGGAUCCUCGUGGGCCCCUCUCCCAGCCCCAGCCGCUGUACAACAACAGCAACUCGAAUCAGAACCAAAACAGCAACCAGAGCAGCGAUGAGUUCAGCGGUAGCGCCGAUAUGUCCGAUCCAGGAGCCACGGCCAGCAUCUUUGGUGGCAGCAGCAAUGGAAUGUGAGGAGGAUUCAGAGAGAUAGAGAUUCAAGGGAAAUCCAACUAGUCAAGCUUUGCUAGUCACGGCAUCUAACACAUAUUAUUAACCAACUUAAUAAUUAUAUGACGAAAACAUGUU